AUGGCCUAUAACAACAGCACCGGUGGCAUACCACCACAGUUUGGAAAUUCAACUCAACUACAAAGGCUGGAUCUUUCUUUUAAUCAUUUGACUGGUGAGAUUCCAAAGGAGUUUGGGAAGAUGAAUAGUAUGUUGAAAUUGUCCUUGGCUGAUAACCACCUUUCAGGAAUUAUACCUCUAGAGAUUGGAUCUUGUGAACUCCUUGAAGUACUCGAUCUAUCCACAAAUAGAUUGAAUUGGUCAAUACCAAAAAGUAGUAGCCAAUGGGAACAUAUCCACUACUUGAAUCUUAGUAAUAACAUGCUGAAUGAGAAAAUUCCAUCGGAGAUUGGUAAAGUAGUUCAACUUACGGUACUUGAUUUAUCUCAUAAUUUGCUCACAAUAGCGAUACCAUCUGAAGUUCAAAGUUUGAAAAAUCUACAAAAAUUGAAUCUUUCUCACAAUAGACUAUAUGGUUCUAUUCCUAAUACUUUUACAAUUUUGCGUAGUGGGAUUGAUAUCAACCUGUCUUUCAAUGAGCUCUAA
Molecule: messenger RNA, 525 nt
Organism: Lactuca virosa
Lineage: Eukaryota; Viridiplantae; Streptophyta; Magnoliopsida; Asterales; Asteraceae
Source: the annotation of a GenBank genome assembly